Messenger RNA from Rhipicephalus microplus (southern cattle tick), 633 nucleotides. RefSeq lists its product as uncharacterized. The record is from RefSeq and is a predicted model, not a curated record. NCBI's taxonomy places the organism in Eukaryota, Metazoa, Arthropoda, Arachnida, Ixodida, Ixodidae.
CGUGCAACUUCACGGGCUUAAACUUGGAGCGCAUGGUCGUGGACGUUCUGAAGCACCUGCCCGUGACGUACGCGGAACACGAGAACUGGCCCGAAGCGUUCGUCGCCGGCCUGCUGUCGUCCUCCAUCAUCUACACUGGUUUCGAUAAACUCAAACUGGCAGGGCCAGUGGUUCCUUACUGCACAAAUGGGACGAGGCUGGUGCAUGCUGAAUUGGCCACGACCGGAGAGGACCAGAUCGUUGCCUCGGCAAGCUGGAAAACCUGCAAUGGUCUGAACGGAACCUUCGGCACCUACACUGGAGCCAGGGUUGCUGUGACGUUCGAGGUUGUUAAACCGGGCUACCCUUACCAUGCUGUCAACGGUGCCGUGCUGACUCACCACCGCGGCCCCAAGCCUGUUUUCAUCGACAAGGUAUCCCUAUUUCUGGAUGGAGCUGGUGACGUCAUGGCCGCUGGGGUAGCUAUUGCAGGGAAGCUAUUUCCACAGUUCGCAAGAGAAUUCUGGAUCGAUGUACUCACGUCAAAAGUGUCAAACAUAUUGGCAAUUGUUUCCAUCACUUGAAAUAGUAAUGCCAGCCGAGUUGAUACAAUGUAGUCAUUAAAAAUUUCGCAAUAAAACACAAAGAUUAAGA